Molecule: messenger RNA, 5134 nt
Organism: Magallana angulata
Lineage: Eukaryota; Metazoa; Mollusca; Bivalvia; Ostreida; Ostreidae
Product: regulator of nonsense transcripts 2-like
Exons: 42
Coding region: 215-4315 (1366 amino acids)
Biological process (GO): nuclear-transcribed mRNA catabolic process, nonsense-mediated decay
Cellular component (GO): cytoplasm; exon-exon junction complex
Molecular function (GO): protein binding; RNA binding
Source: RefSeq, a predicted model, not a curated record
GCCCUCUAGCGGAAAAGUAGAAUAACUCGAGUAGCAGACGCCAUGUUUUGAAGAGAACGGAAAGUUAUUUUCAUUUAAAACCCUUUUGUUAUAUUUUUCACCAUUUUGAUUCGGUUAAAAUUUCAAAAAUUAUCGAAGAAUAUAUGUGGCUUUGCAAAACUAUGUAAAUAUUUUAGCCAGAAACUUGUUGGUAGACUGAAGGCCGUACAUUGACAUGAGUGAUUCCCGAGAAUCAGAAAGAGGAUCCUCCGGUAAACCAAGGGGUCCCGAGAAGUCCUCCAGUGGAGGUCCAUACAGGGGACAAGGCAGACCGUCUUCAGGAAAACCUCGGCCUGACUCCUCAAGGCGUUAUGAUGACAGACCCCAGAAAUCUCCCUACAAAACCUCAUCUUCAUCACCUUCUAAGGGAAACAGUUCAGGCUUUGACACCAAAAAAGGAGUGAGUAAAAGUCAGUCUGAUUCUGGAUACAAUGAGAGGGGAGGAAACUCCAAAAGGGGAGGCGACUCCAGUUCAGGAGGUGGUGCAAGGGGAGACAAAUGGUCUCAGAAAGGAGAGAAAGAUUCGACCAAACCUUUAGGAAAGGCUCCACCUCCUGCAGAUAAGAGUGGCAAAAAAAUCGGUAAAGAAGACAGGCCAUCAGAUGAGAAGGGAGAUAAGCGUGAGGAUAAGAAGCACUCCAAGGAGGUCAAAUCUGCUGCGGAGCUGGAGGAACAGUGGCAGAGUGAAGAUGAAAAGAAGAGGAAGGCUGAGGAGGAGGCAAAGAGGAUAGAGGAGGAGAAGAUCAGGAAGGAGGAAGAGGAACAGAGAAGGAAAGAAGAAGAACAGAAAAGGUUACUGGAAGAAGAAAUUAAAACUGUGAAGGAUUACCAACAGGAAUGUCAGGAAAGAUACGACACAAGGAGAAAAUUACGGGAAAGAAACCAAGAGGCUGCAGAAAAUCGCCCAGACGAAUCCUUCUUCAGUAGAUUGGACUCUAGCCUUAAGAAGAACACGGCUUUUGUGAAAAAACUGAAAAAUUUAACAGAAUCACAGAAGGAGAGUUUGACAAAAGACUUCAAUGGCUUGAACUUGAACAAGUACAUAGGAGAGGCAGCCGCAGCCAUUACAGAGGCGAAGCUGAAGAUGUCGGACAUAGCCUGUGGGGUCCACAUCUGUUGUCUGUUCUUCCAGCGCUACUCCGACUUCUCCAACUCUCUGAUGGAAAACUGGCAGAAAUACCUACUGAGCAAGAAGGAUGAAAAGAUAACCAACCCCAGCAAGUACAGGGUGGACUUGCGCUUCUUCGCCGAGUUGCUGUCGGUGGGGCUGUUUAACCUGGGUAAGGGACUAAACGUCCUGGCUGGUCAGCUCAGCUUCCUGACCCUGGGGGACAAGGAAGAACACAACAACCUGACCAUACUGACCAGCUUCUGUAAGCACUGCGGGGACGACUACGCUGGCCUGCUGCCCAGGAAAAUCAGGUUGUUGGCUGAGAAACAUGGAGUAGUAAUCCCACGUAGCACACUGCUGCCGCCGGAGAGACAGAAGGGGUGCCGUAACUUACUGGGGGAAUACUACCAGUCCCUGUGUAAACACCUACUGAUGGACCACAAGGAGCUCAAAAACAUGGAGAGACAGAACAGACGCAUCCUACAGACCAAAGGAGAGCUAAGCGCAGAAAGGAAAGAAACCUUUGACACACUGUUACAGACGUACCAGAAGCUUCUGGCCAACACCGCAGUCUUUGCCGACCUGUUGGAUGAAGAUUUGCCCGAGUUACCCGAGGAUGAAAUCAAGCGAGAUGACGACACAGGUUUUGACAUUUUCAACCCCGAGACAAGUGCUGAGUUCCAGUACACAGGGGACAGUACUCUGUUUGAAGACGAAGAUGCCAGGUCCUUCUACGAGACUCUACCUGAUCUCAAGGCGUUCAUCCCCGGGAUAUGCUACAAGGACAGUGAACAGUCAGGAACCAAGGACGGCAGUAAGGAUGACAUCACCUCACUAGAUGAAGAUAUGGAGAGCCUACAGAUAGAGGAUGUGGAGAGAGAGAUGGAGACGGAGAAACAGAUUGCUGAAGUUGAGAGUAAAGAGGCGGAGCAGCAGGAACAGGAAGAGGUACUGGAGGAUUAUGGGAUGCUUCCAGACGCAGAUGAAGAGGAUACUGACACAGGGAGUCUAAUGAAGAUGCAGUAUGAAGCUUACAUCCAGACAUUACCUAACAGUGUCAACAAGGACCUCAUUGACAAGGCUGCGGUCGAGUUUUGUAUGAACUUCAACACUAAGAGUAACAGGAAAAAGUUGGUGAGGGCACUGUUCACGGUCCAUCGCACCAGGUAUGACCUGCUGCCAUUCUACUCACGCUUUGUGGCCACCCUGUAUCCCUGUAUGCCAGACGUGGCCAGUGAUCUGGUGCAGCUCCUUAAAGGAGACUUCAGAUGGCAUGUACGCAAGAAGGAUCAAAUCAACAUUGAGUCCAAGUUAAAAACAGUGAGAUUCAUAGGGGAACUGGUCAAGUUCAAACUGUUUCCAAAGUCUGAAGCACUUCACUGCCUUAAGAUGCUGAUGUUCGACUUUUCACAUCACAAUAUAGAGAUGGCAUGUGCUCUGUUGGACUCAUGUGGACGAUUUCUGUAUAGAUCCCAGGACUCACACCACAGGACCAAAAUCUAUCUGGACGUUAUGAUGAGGAAGAAGUCGGCCUUGCACCUGGAGAGUCGCUACACCACUAUGAUAGAGAAUGCCUUCUACUACAGCAAUCCCCCUGAGACCCAGCAGUCUGCCCAGAAGAUCCGGCCCCCCAUGCACGAGUACAUACGCAAACUGCUGUACAAGGACCUGUCCAAAGUCACCACAGAAAAGGUGCUGCGACAGAUGAGGAGACUUCCAUGGGACGAUCCAGAGAUAGCAUUCUAUGCCACCAAGUGUCUGAUUGCCGUCUGGAAUGUCCGAUACAACUCCAUUCACUGCGCUGCCAAUCUAUUGGCCGGUCUGGCCCCGUACCAUGAACACAUAGCUAUCCAGGUGGUGGACGGGGUGCUAGAAGACAUCAGGCUGGGUAUGGAGGUGAAUCACCCUAAGUACAACCAGCGGCGUGUGAGCGGAGUCAAGUACCUGGGGGAGCUGUACAAUUACCGCAUGCUGGAGUCGGCCGUCGUCUUCAAGACACUCUACUCCUUCAUCACCUUCGGCGUCGUUAUGGAUGAUAGCGGCGUCUCCCCCUUGGACCCCCCGGAGCACCUGUUCCGUAUCCGCCUGGUCUGUGUGCUGCUGGAGACCUGCGGGACCUACUUUGACAAGGGCUCCAGUAAGAAGAAGCUCGACUGCUUCCUGGCAUACUUCCAGCGUUACUACUGGUUCAAGAGGAGUAACCCUAUAUACACCGAGGCCCGCCCCUUCCCUGUGGACGUUGAGAACCUGAUGAUUGACACCAUGGAGUGUAUACGACCCAAAAUGAGGCUCCACCCGAACUACGAGGAGGCAUGCAAGGCUGUGGAGGAGCUAGAAAAUGAGUACAAACAGAAAGUUGCGUCAGUGUUGACCAUCAUAGAGACGGACCAGGAGGGCAGUGCUAGUGAGACGGAGGAGGGACUGGGCACCAUCCAGGAGGCAGAGGAAUACGGGGAGGAUCUGAGUUUGAGUGGACUGGACGAGAGUGAGACGAGUCAGGAGGAGACGAGUCAGAGUCAGAGGAGCACUGAGGACCAGGGAGAGGAGGGAGGCGAGAGCUGUAAUGAGGAAGAUGACGAGGAUGUGAUGGAGAGUGCGGGCGAGAAUGAAGAGGAUGACCAGUUGACAAUCAUGAAGGGUGGACCUAAGCACAUCAAAUGUAGUGAGGAUGAAGAUUUCAUGACGGCCUUUGAUAAAAUGAUGACCGAGAACAUUCAGGCUCGUACCAACGAAUCCUUGAAGGUGCCUCAGCUGGACAUUGCUGUACCCAUGAACCUCAAAGACAAGAGCAAGAAAACAGUGAGUGUCAAUUUGUAUCCCAUGAAAGAAGAGGAAGUGCCAAAGGAAGAGGACCGGUCUAUUGAGUUUGUUCUGAUGACCAGGCGAGGGAACAGGCAGCAUUUUACCAAUCUGAAUGUUCCAAUAUCAGAAGAAUUUGCUACCAAAUACAGAGAAAGAGAGCAGGCAGAAAAGGCAGAGAAAGAGAAGAUGAAGCAGGUGGUGCUAGGAAUCCAUGAGAGACAGGAAGAGGAGGAUUACCAAGAGAUGAUAGCGUCCUUGAAUCGUGUGAUGCCGGUGAACACUAACCGAGAGAGGAGGGUGAGGUACCAGCACCCUAAGGGCGCCCCGGACGCCGACCUCAUCUUUGGAUCCAAAAAAAGAUGAAGGAAAGAGAAAAGAGAGCCCUUCCCAAAACAGGGCAGUAGUCAGGAAGUGAAACGCCUCGACCGGAGGCCUCGGGCAAAUUCCAAAUAAACCAGCAGGGGGACUUAACUCCUACAUUAGAUUCAAUCAGAAAUUAAUGUACAAAAUCUACGAUUGAGGGCUAGAGGUGUUAUCGAGAUGAAUCGUGUUGUGGUGGGAGGGAAAUAAUCACAGAGUCUGAUUUCUGAAUGAAUGCUUGCCAUGUGUUGUGUACAAUAUUAUAGGAUUCUCGGACUGUGUGAAUGAUAAUAUAAGAAAUAUAUAAUCAUGUGUAUGUGUCUGUGUGUUACAGCUUCUCUUGUCCUCCAAAAGAUUCCUAAGGUGUAUAAUCGAAGAAAUAUUAUUUACAUGAUGAAUUUCUCUGAUUGUACUUUGGAAGAUAAAAACAAGUUUACUUUACAGUGAACUGUACAUCCUACAAGUAGCUAAAUUAAUAUGGAUUACCGGUAGUUCAUUAAUGACACACAUUUGUAUCAAAUAUGGAUGGCGGUUUUGUUGUUGAGUAUGUACGGUACAUAUUUUUCACUGCUUUGUUUUCAUUGUGUAAAUGCAAUUACGAAGAAGUUGACAUGUUUCCUUGGUGGUAGAAUUGCGUGGCAUCUGAUUUAUUGGAAAAGUUUGAAUACAUGUAUAGACUUGCUGAGCAGGUUCAAGUUAUUGGCAGAUGUAUUAGUUAUUCUGAUUUACCCACUUAAAAGGUUGUUUUUGUUGCUUCAUGAAUGGAGAGAAAAACUAUACCCUCUUCAUUAACUGUUACAAAGGGUGAAAUAAAGAAAGCUC